This is a messenger RNA of Trachemys scripta elegans, 13362 nucleotides long. It is a transcript of the gene MAP1A, whose product is annotated as microtubule associated protein 1A. Gene Ontology annotation, cellular component: synapse; cytosol; microtubule. The transcript is spliced from 7 exons. The record is from RefSeq and is a predicted model, not a curated record. Lineage: Eukaryota; Metazoa; Chordata; Testudines; Emydidae. Gene Ontology annotation, molecular function: microtubule binding; actin binding. The coding region runs from base 24 to 9896 and encodes 3290 amino acids. Gene Ontology annotation, biological process: axonogenesis; regulation of microtubule depolymerization; dendrite development.
AGAUCAUUGACGGGGCGGUUGCCAUGGAUACAGCAGCGCCCGGGCUGUCUGGCGGGCGCCGCGGCUGGGAGCUACGGAGGCACGCGCUGCUGAUCGUGAUCGGGGAGGUCGGGACAGAGGCGGAGCGCGCGGCGCUGCGGGGCGCCCUGGAGCGGGGAAUUCGCUCAUGGAACAUUCAUCUUCCCUCUUGUGACCUGAAUCAGCAACUGAGACUCUUUGUAAGUCAGCAUCUUGCUCAGUUUUCUUCAGAGUUCAAAGGCCAAAGGACCCUUCAUCACCGGAGUGAGACUCUGGAGACAGUGAUCCUGGUAAAUCCCAAUGUGGACAGCAUCGUUUCUGAGGUCCGAUCGCUGGUAUGUGAUUCAUCUGCCCACAAACUAUUGCUCCUGUGUGGUCAGAGCUCAGACCAAGAAGGAGACCUGAUCCUGCAAACUGGGACCUUCACUUAUCAGAAAUUUGCUGAGAUAAUUGCAGAUCCAGAGGUUGCCCAGCUUCUCAGCAACACUGAUCCAGAUAACAAGGCCUCCCUCACUGUUUCCUGUUUGGGAGAGGGAGACUGGAGCAACCUUGGACAUCCCCAGUUCCAGCAGCUUAUUAAUCUGAAACUGAACCCUGACCCAGUUCUGCCUGAGAUGGAUGGGGUCUCUGAGUUUGCAGAGUACGUCUCUGAGACUGUGGAUGUGCCAACUCCAUUUGAUCUUCUGGAACCUCCCACUUCUGGAGGCUUUCUGAAACUGUCUAAGCCCUGCUGCUACAUAUUCCCCGGUGGGAGAGGGGACUCUGCUCUGUUUGCUGUCAAUGGAUUUAACAUCCUAGUGGAUGGUGGCUCUGAGAGGAAAUCCUGCUUUUGGAAGCUGGUCAGGCAUCUGGACAGAAUUGACUCCAUUCUCCUGACGCACAUUGGGGCAGACAACCUGCCUGGCAUUAAUGGGCUUCUGCAGAGGAAGAUUGCUGAGCAGGAUGAGGAGCAGUCUCAGGGCUCCACCAACUACAGUGACUGGAUGAAGAACCUCAUCUCUCCAGAACUUGGGGUUGUUUUUUUUAAUGUUCCUGAAAAGCUUAAGAUGCCUGAAUCAUCCAUGAAAGUCAAGAGAAGCAUUGAAGAGGCUUGCCUGACAUUGCAGUACCUGAAUAAACUCGGCAUUAAAUCAGAGCCCCUCUACAGGGUGGUGAGCAACACCAUCGAGCCCAUUACUCUGUUCCACAAGAUGGGGGUUGGUAAGUUGGACAUGUACAUUCUGAAUCCUGUCAAGGACAGUAAGGAGAUGCAGUUUCUAAUGCAGAAAUGGGCUGGGAAUAGCAAAGCAAAGACAGGCAUCAUUCUAGCAAAUGGGAAAGAAGGUGAGAUUUCUGUCCCCUAUCUGACCUCCAUCACAGCCCUGGUGGUUUGGCUGCCAGCAAGCCCAACAGAAAAAAUAGUAAGAGUUUUGUUUCCUGGAAAUGCUCCACAAAAUAAAAUAUUGGAAGGUCUUGAGAAGCUCAAGCAUCUGGAUUUUCUGAGGUACCCAGUAGCUACUCAGAAGGAUAUGUCUUCUGGCCUACCUCCACCUUCUCUGAAGCCGACCAAGAUUAAACAGCGAACUGACAGCAAAGAGAGUCUGAAAUCUUCCCCCAAGCCAGUUGCAACAAAGCAGGCUAGAAAAGAAGAGGCAAGUGAGGAUGGGGCUAAGGAGAUAAAACCAGAGAUAGUAAAGGAGGCCAGAACUGAGAAAAAAGUGAAAGAACAUACUGAGAAAAUUCCUGAGAAACCUGCUAAACCUGAAAAGAUAAAGACAGAAUCAAGUGAUGCCCUCAAAGCUGAGAAAAGGAAACUAACCAAAGACAAGAUUGGCAAGAAGCACCUCAAAGAGAAAGUGUCUAAACUGGAUGAGAAGAAGGACAAAGAAAAGAAAGAGAUUAAGAAAGAGAGAAAGGACUUUAAAAAAGAUGAUGGAAAGAAAGAAGAAAAAAAAGAUUCAAAGAAAGAAGCCAAACCAGACUUGAAAAGAAUUUCUAAACCAGAUUUAAAACCGUUUACCCCAGAAGUGAGGAAAACAUUAUACAAGGCAAAAGUUCCAGGUAGAAUCAAAACUGAGAAAACCCGAGUCAAAGCUGAAAAGGAAGCACCUUUGGAACAGAAGAUGUCACCAGUGCAGAAGAGACCUGUACAGCAAGAGCCAGGAAUGGCUGACAUGGCUAAGCAGAGAUUAGUCCUGUCUUCACCAGAGGACCUGACCAAGGACUUCGAGGAGUUGAAUCAUGAAGAGAAGGUGGAGCUGCAGGUGGCUCAGGAAAUGACUGAUAUUGAAGCAAGUGAUGCAGUCAUGAGAGGACCUGAAACUGAAGGAAAGAGGGUCCCUGUGAGGACUGCUCAGGGUCACCUUGGUGAAGCUCUAAUUUUGGAAGAGAACAUCGUGAUGAAGGUGACUCCUCUAGAUUCCCCAGAUGAGAGAAUCAUCACUAUUGAUAGGGAAGGAGAGUUGCCAUGUGAGGAAAAGCCAGUCCAUCAGCUGGAGGUGAGAGCAGGACAGGCUGAAACAUUUGAGGAUGAAGGAGCAGCCCUGGAGGAACCUCUUGAGAUGGGAGAGUUUGCAGAAAAAGCUGAAAGAAAGGAGGAAGCCAAGCUACUACCAGAGGUUCACAAAGAUGAGAGAGGGCAGGUACCAACACACACAGAAGCAGCAGCAAGAGAAGCUCAGACCCCAGAACUCAAAGAGAAGGAAGAAGAGCAGAAAAUAUCUUUGGACAGAAAGCAGAGGGAAGGAGAAAUGAAGACUUGUGAAAAGUACAUUGAGGGGAUAGAUACAGGUGAGGAAAGUGAGAAGGAAAAGAGAGAGAAUGUGAUAGAAAAGGCAGAACUGGAAGAAACAGAAGAACAAUACACAGAGGAAAAGGACAUGAAGACUAAAGAGUUCUAUCAGCUACACCAGGAUGAGGAGAAGGGCACAAAAUUCACUGCUAAAGAAAAGAAAAGAGAGUUCAGUGAGGAAAUCGGUGAGAAAAGUAAGUUACUUGAAAAGGAGGUAACUAAGGAGGAGUCCUAUCUGAGAAGUGCACUUGUGCCCCCAGGCGCCACAGCAGAACACAUUUCAUACAUCCAGGAUGAAACCAUCCCUGGCUACUCAGAGACCGAACAGACCAUUUCUGAUGAGGAAAUACAUGACGAACAGGAAGAGAGGAUCCCACACUUGAAGUAUGAUGUUAGUGCAUAUGAUAUUUCUGUGCCUGAUCACCCAGGCUCUUUUGAAGCAGUACAUGGUAUCCAAGCCACCUCCACUACUGAUAUUGCUGCCAAGGGCUACAUCAGCCAAGAAUCUGAAAUCCUUGUGUAUCCUACAAGCAUUGUAGCAGCCCCACUGGCUGAAGAGGAGCAUGUGUCCUCUGCCACGUCUGUUACAGAAUGUGACAAGCUUUCCUCUUUUGCCACUUCAGUAGCAGAAGAUCAGUCUGUUGCAUCCAUAACAGCUCCACAAACAGAAGAGACUGGCAAAAGCUCGUUACUUCUGGACACAGUAAACAGCAUACCCUCCUCUCGGACUGAAGCCACCCAAGGCCUAGACUAUGUGCCCUCUGCUGGCACAAUCUCUCCAACAUCCUCCUUAGAGGAGGACAAAUGCUUUAAAUCUCCACCUUCUGAAGACUUCCAGGCGUUAGCAGAAGGAGAGAGAAAAUUCAAAGCUCAUAAGAAGGGCCUGCAAGAAGAGGCGGAAGAGGAGGAAGAAGAGGAAGAAGAUGAGACUCCAAAUAUUGAGAUGCCUGAGAAACUCAGAGGGCAUUAUGGUGCCCAGCUGUUUACUCAACAAGGGCACCUGGCUGAUGUUUUAAUUGAAUCCCGCACAGAAGCGUCCAUGUUGCUAUUAUCCACAGAGGAAACACAGCUUUCCCAGGUAGACUCCAGUUCUGGAGAAGCUGAGGAACGAUGCAUAAGUCCUGAUGAUAGCACAGUCAAGAUGGCAUCUCCAACACAAUCUGGCCCCACUAGUGCUGGACACACACCUUUCCAUCAGUCCCCUGUGGAAGAAAAACUGGAAACUGUAGAAGCGGAGUUAUUUGAAAAUGCUUCUGUAAAGAAAGGCAAAGGACAAACUUCUGGUGUAGAAAAAGGAGCAGAGAGCGAAUUUGAACCACUUAAAAAAGCUGAGGCACCUGUGGCUAACGAUAUCCCUGAAAAAGAAUUGCCUUCUGUUAUACAGGAGAAGCCUGGCUUAGCUAGCAAAGUGCUACUGCCUAUGGAGUCCAUGUUUCCCAGAAAUGAAAAGCAGGAACUGCCCAUUGGAAAGGAACAGCUGCUACACAUUUCUUAUCACAAACAGGAAACCAUUGAAAUUAGUGAAAAGGAUGAUUCCAAACUGUACAUUCCCAGCACUGACAUUAUUUCAAAGCCAGAAAAGGAGGCGGAGCUUAAAGAAACUGAAGUGACGCAAGACGUUUCACUAGAAUUUGCAAAAUACACAGCUAAAGAGCCAGUUUCUACCAAAGAAAUAUCUCCCAAAAAUGCUGAGGUUCCACAACAAAGCCAACUUGAAAGUGAUAAAUCUUCACAAAUUUCCAUUAAAGAAAUAUCUCCAGAUGAUUCCAAAUCACUUUCUUUUGGAGAAGAAAGUCUUUGUAAAGAACAAUCUUCAGAUAUUUCCAUUAGAGAAGCUUCUCCAGAAGAAGAGAAACCACUAUAUUUCACAGGCCAGACCUUAGAAAAAGAAAAAUCUACUCACAUUUUCAUUAAAGACAUUUCUCCAGAAGACACCAAAUCAAUUUCUUUCACUGAAGAGAGUCCUGGUAAGGAAACAUCUCCAGACAUUAUCAUUAAAGGAACUUCUCCAGAAGACACCAAGUCUCUUACUUUUACAGAAAAGAGCCCUGAUAAAGAAACAUUUCUAGCCACAUCCACUAAUGAAUUCUCCCCAGAAGCGGUCAUACCCCUGCAUUUCAUGCAGCAGAGCCCAGCUACAAGUGAAAAAUCAAUGGAAACUCCUGCCAAAGAUAUUAAAGAAAAACCAAAAUUCCCUCUUUGCCCAGAACACAGCCCAACUAAAGAUAUGCUACCCACAGACAUUUCUUCUGCGGAAAUAUCUCCAGAAGAUACCAGAUUGUUUUCUUUAACCGAAAUGAGCCUGGCCAGGGAAAAAGCUUUAGAAAUGUGCUUUCAAGAAACUUUUCCAGAUGUGAAGUUCUUACACUUCACAGAAUCCAGACGAAUUCAGGAUAAAGAGUCCUCAGACUUUUGCUCUGAAGAUGUCAAAUCUUGUGAUUUCAUGGAAGAGACACAAACUAAAGAAGAAAAAUCUCCAGAAAUGGAAGAUAUUUAUAUGAAAAAUCUAAAUUAUGAGAAGAAAGUGUGGUUUCCAGAGGAGAUGGAAGAGAGAAGAAGUAAGGAAAGCCAACAGAAGUAUGAUAAGGAAAGAGAGAGCACUUUUUUGGAUGAGGUUCAGGAAUAUGAAAAAAAAUCUUCUCUUACCGUAACAGAAGAGGAAAAGAUUAUACAUUCUAUGGCAUAUGAAGGUUAUGCCUCGGAAACAGUAGAGAAGAAAACUUCAGACUCUGAAUAUGGAUAUUUCCAGGAAGAAAAUGCCCCCAGGCAGGCAGGCUAUCUGCCUAAGAAGGAAGAUUAUCUUUGUCAUGGUGAAGACAAGCCUGUACCUCAAGAAACAGAAGCUGGACAUUUCAAAGUAGAUUCCGCAGAAGCACAAGAAUUUGCACUGCGGGAGGACAAAGGACUUUCACUGGAAGCAAAUAAAAUGGAAAUAGCCCCUACUGAGAUCACCUCUUCUGAAAAAUCAGAAGUCGUUAGAGCAACCCCAUCUUCUCAGCAUGUCUGUAUAGAAGAAAAACAGGUCAAACCAUCAAGUGCAGCAAAAGGAAGGGAAGAAUCGUUGUUCCCAUCUAAACAAGAUUACUCCUACUUGGAUCAUGAGGAGAAAGCAGUCCUGGAUCUAUAUGCUAAAUCAUUAGACCGAGCACUGACAGUAUCUCCUCUGCCUGCAUCAUCUAGUGCUCUAGAAAAGGAGGUGGACACAAGUACACGAGAACUAGAAAAACAUUUCAUGACAGACCAAAGCAAACCAGUUUUGCAGGCUGAAGUUCUGCAGGGGGCCACAGUGGAGCUAUCAGAUGCUGAUGCUUUGAACCAAGAAACAUCAGACUCUAAAUACAUGCUAGACAUAGAGCAGAAUGCUGAAAGCAAAUCCACGGAGGCUCACGAUGAUCCUAGAGGAAGCAAAGAGCAGAGUGCAUCAGCAUUUGCUCUUCUGUACUCUACAAGCCCAGCAGAAUAUGAAUAUGUAGCAGCUUCCCAAAAAGACAGUGAUGCAGCGUCAGAGGACAGCAUGCACUCUUUUUCAGGACCAUAUCAUCCCAAAAGCAGCAGUGACAUCAUAGGCCAUUCUGAGGACAUGGGUUCUUUCAGCCAAGUGGAAUAUCAUUCAGAGUCUUGCACUCGGACCUCUUCCAGUCCUUCUGAGACAGAGGUCUGUGCAUCCACAGGAGAUGACCAUGCUAACCAGCUAGAGCAGGAAGAAAGGGAACCAACUCCCUACCCUGAUGAGAGGACUUUCCAGUAUGCUGACAUCUAUGAACAGGUAGUUGUGUCUGGAGUUGGGCUUCCAAGCCUUAUCCUGAAGGAUGUGGACAACCUAGGUCACCCUGAUAAGGAAAAGCUGGAGUCUACAUUUGUGGCCUCUAGGACAGAGAAAGUAUCUGUGUCUCAGAAACAGCUACUUUAUCACAUCUCUGCAAAAGAAGAAGAGUCCUGUCUCUACACCUCUGCUGAAAAGGAGCUGUCAUCCCCAACUUCCCCCAAAGAUAAAGUGGAUUCUUCCUUUGCGUACACAGACAUCCAUGAAAGAUAUUCACCCCUGGCAGAGUCAGAUAACCAUGGGAUGCCCAGUGACUUGAGAUUCAAGGAAAUGCAGGAAGGACAGAAUGGGCUGAGCUCAUCAACUGCCACACCAAAAGAACCAUACUUGACCCUGCCUCCUUCCUCUCCUGGAAGCAGUGGGUGCACUCCUCCUACACACACCAUAGAUGCAUUUUAUCAAGAAAAAAGAGCUCCUUACAUUGAAGCUGCUCAUCCAGAUGAAAACAUAAUUUCUAUCAGCCAGGAGCAGAGGUCUCUGUCACCAAUAGAGCCUCAGCCCAAAGACUUAUACUACGAGAAAGCAGGACGAGCAGAAGAGAGCACCAGUGACUCAGAGUUAGAAAAAGGUGCAAAGGAGAAAUCUGAAAAGGAGUCCAAAUUGCCCAGCCCUCCCCAAGCACCAGAAAAAGUCAGUGAGGAGGAAGUGUAUGCAGACAUUUCAGUAAUGGAGAUGGCCCAGGUAUCAGAGCUGCUUCACCAGGACAAGCACCAAGAGUCUCAUUUGUCAACAUCAAUUGCCUCCUCCCCUUGUGAUCCAAUGCAGAAAGAGGAACUUGGAGUUGAGAAAACUGAAACAGCAACAGUUAUAGAGGCAGGUACUGCUGGCUACAGUACCCUGACAGAUACAUGCAGAGAUGUUUGGGCAUCAGAAAUGUCCUAUUCAAGCCAAAUUUCUUUGCAACAGGGAAAAGAUGCUGAAAAGUCCCCAAAGGAAGCACCCUUUCUAGUAACAGAUUAUCACCGUGCAGAGAUUGCUUCGGAGGGCUAUGACAAAGACAAAGAUAUUUGCUUAAAGUCUACUGCUAAGUUUGUGAAAGAGGAACAUCAAAAGGGUCUGGCACUGCAAAGUAAAGAAAUAGAUUUCUCUUCAUCUGGGUUUGAAUUUUCCUCUCUAGAAAAACAUGAGCCAUCCAUUGUGUUUAGACAUGAGAUAUCCUCAUCAGGCCACUUAGGGGACAAAUCUCUUACUUUAAAAUUUCCUGAUGCUUUGCCCUCAGACCAGGGGAAGAAAGAUGAGUACCUGGAGGUUUCUAAAAAAGAUACCAGUGUAGAUUCAUCUUCCCUUAGCUUUUCACCACUGAGCCCAUAUAAAGAAGACAAGUUGUUCUCUGGGGCUGUGGAAAGAGAAGUUGCAUCCCAACAGCGGGCAAAAGAUGACUGUCCCAGACUCUCUGAGGAUGCCUCACCUGAAGCCACUACCCCUGUGAGACACACGACAGCAGAAAGCUUCUACUCCCACAUGCUUUCUACAUACGCAGGAGCAGAGCCAGACACCAGGAGCCUGUGGGAUGUGUCUCCAUUGAUUCCAGCUGAUUCUGUCAAAACAUAUCCAGCUGAAACUGAAGGGUUUGUGUCUGCUGAGAACCGUGGUUCUGCAUUCACAUGUGCUGUGGAUAACACGCUGCCAUGCAGAACUGAGUGCCGAAGUACACUGAUGUCACCACUGUCCACAGAAAAACAAAAGCAAAGUUGUGCAGCCAGCCCAGAACACCACUCAUCUGUCACUGAAAUGCUUAUGGCAGUAACCUCACUUCCUGAUGUAUUGACAUCAUUUCCUCCUCAUCAGCAAGAAGCAGCAGCCACAGCCAAUGGCCCAACAGAAGUGAGCACAAGUCCGCAAGCUUUCCAAAGUGUGCAGAGUGCAGCAGAGGUGAAAGAUGAGAAAGCAUUUCCUGAUUCUGAGUGGACUGUGUCACCAUCCUUGGGGGAAGAGGAUAUGGCUAGGCAGAGCCGGCCUUCUUCACUGAUGUCCCCUGAGCAUACCUUCCAACCCUUUUUUCCAGAGGCACAAAGGGGAGGAAGAACUGAGGACCACGGAGAUGCUUCCCAUGAGGGAGAGCCGUGUUUAGCAGCCAGCUCUGACAAUAGGCAGAAGUUCUCUUCCUGUGAAUAUAAACAGAGGAAGGGUGAGCUGUCUCCAUCAUUCAUCAACCCAAGUCCUCAUGACCUCUCUGAAGACAGUGACCUCUCACAGGAUGAAGGUCAUCCUUCAGUGAAGGGGAGGCCACACCACACUACUGGUCCACACCACACUACUGGUAGCCAUGUACAAGCCACGAUGGUAGAGGAAACCCCUCCCACAUCAGUGAGUGACUCUGGAACCUCCCAGUCCGACUCUGAUGUCCCUCCAGAGACAGAGGAAUGUCCAUCCAUCACAGCCGAUGCUGUCAUGGACUCAGAUGAAGAUGCAGAUUUCCUCCCAGUAGACAAAGCUGUGGGUACUUCGCAUCAUGGCAGCACAAGGUCUAGCCAUGAUCCGCAACCUGUUCCAAUGAUAGAUCCCCAUCCUCAUCCCCCUCAUCCAGAUGUCUGCAUGGUAGACCCUGAAAUGCUAGUAAAUGAGGAAAAUGUGAGCAGAACUGACAAAAUAUCCAAAAAGGAUCUGAAAGAAAAGAGCAAAGGAGUGAGGAAGCCUUUGAGUAAACCCAAAUCAACAUCGCCUGCCCGGAAACUAGAUGUCAAAGGGAAGCGGUCUCCCACGCCUGUGAAACAGCCAUUAGACAGGUCUCCAAAAUCUACCACUGCAAAAAAAGAGCGAGAUGGAGGAGAGAAGCAGUCAAAACCACGUACCCAAUUAGUGCAGCCCUCUCACAUAGAAGAGAAGGAUGAGUUAUCCCGGAGCAGUCACAGCAACCCAGGCAAGACUCUUGUUAAUGGCAUCAAAACAAACCCUGUUUCCAGUAGCCCCAAAAGCAGUCUCUCUGUGCUCCCGGGACCCCCUGUCUAUGUGGACCUGGCCUACAUCCCCAACCACUGCAGUGGGAAGAACACAGACCUGGAGUUCUUCAAGCGGGUCCGAGCUUCAUACUAUGUUGUGAGUGGCAAUGAUCCAGUCAAUGGGGAGCCCAGCCGUGCGGUACUGGAUGCACUUCUGGAAGGAAAGUCCCAGUGGGGUGAGAACUUGCAGGUGACACUGAUUCCAACACAUGACACUGAGGUGACACGAGAAUGGUACCAACAAACCCAUGAGAAACAGCAGGAGCUGAACAUCAUGGUGCUAGCAAGCAGCAGCACUGUAGUGAUGCAGGAUGAAUCCUUCCCAGCCUGCAAAAUUGAGUUCUGAAUCUCCCAGCCACCUGGCUCUCAUCCCUCGAUGCUGUCCACCACCAUGCAGCACUCAGACAGAGAUACCAUCUCAUCACAGUCCAGUUCUUCUCUUCUGGUUUAGUCUAUAUGUGGUUCCCAUUUGCCAGGAGAUCCAGGACUCAUCCAGCUCAACACUGGAUGCUUUGAAAGAGGAGCCAGGGGGUCUCUACGAUUCUAUGCUGAACUGAGAGGUCAUGCAAGGAGCAGUACCAGGCCAGGGCCAGCUUCUCUUUCCCUGGUUUAUUUUGCUGCCUGUAUAGUCGCUGUAGAAUAAUUUGGCUGCCUUGAUGCUGCGAGCACUUGCUCUCCUACCCUUGCCCUGGUUGCACUGCCACUUGGCUUGUAGCCCCAUGAAAUGUUUCCUUUGGCCUGUAGCUCUGCUGCUGCAUGAAGAUAGUUGUGAUGGUCACAGUGUGGGAGAGAGACUGAAAUAGAGGAAAAGGAGAGUGAGAGAGGAGCGAAGGGAUUCUGGUGUCAGUAUUCUGAAAUAACCUGACAAAAAGAGAAGGCCAUUCCUCCAGCUCUCAGAACAUGAGGCAUGCUAGGAAAAGAGAACUGGACUCCAACUACAUAUUGCUGCGUUUGUCUAAUUCCAGAGGCUUCUGCCCUGAGUUGUUGGACACCCAUUGCUAGGUUACCCAUUCAUCUUUUUUGCCAUGGUUGAGGAGCUGUGAUGAAGAAUAAUUUGGCUUGGUGGAGCAUUGGCUUGUCAUUCUUAGCUACAAAGAGCACAUUCCUAAUCUGCUAACCUCAGCUUUGCACUUGUAAAGUGAUUAACAUUGUACUUCUGAGCAUCAGCAGUGUGACUGCAGGAGUCAUCGAGGGACUGUCACAUGAACAGUCCCAGUCAGAAGGGUAUCCAAACGCACAACCCCCAACUCACCUAAACAGAAGGGCUCAAGACAACGCUGGCCGCUGCUGGUCCAGGAUUUGCCUAAGAACUGUUGUGUCCUAUGAACCAAAGGCUUUCUUGAGGGGGAAGAGGAGGGAUAUGGAACUGAGGCAGCAGGGAUGCAGGCAAGGAAGCACACUGUAGACAGUUCUGACAGCAGUGGAGAGGCAAUUCAUUGCAUUGGGCUGAUCACUGUGCAGUUUAUCAGUGUCCUGACAGGACGGUAAUCUCCCUGCCUACAUGUGGGAGCCCUGACUCCUCAGUGGUACAGUCAGGCAGCUUGCUGCUCACAAGUGAGGGUGUCAAGAAGCUGGGGAAAGGAGGAGACUGCUUUGGGGGAGGGGGGGCUAGAGACCCCCUCCAGAAACCCUUUUGAAAUAUUAUCUUAAUGGUUUCUCCGUGUUACUUCCCUGCUGCUGUGAAAGGAACAUGAGUGCGCCCUUUCGAGCACAGAAUGGGCCAGCACGGCGAGCAAUUAUCUGGGUCUUGCUCUCUCAUAGCCAUCGUAACAGAUUCUUGCGAUUAUGGCCUGGGCGCUCCAUUGCUGCUGAGUAAUAAAUUACAGCAUUAUAUAAGCUAUGGGGGAAAAGCCCUUUCAGGCUCCAGGCUCAGCUCAUGCGAUCAUGAAGGGCCGUAAACGUGAGGCGGUGGAAGUGGCUGCUCAAGCACUAGUGCUCAGCUGCUCUGUCACUGAUCAGUCUUUGCAGAGCCAAGGCAGGCUGCUCAUGGCACCAGGGAGGAUUUUUUUUAGCAAGACAGAGACACAAGGCAGUUGGGGGGGGAGGGGAGGGGCUAUAAAAUAAAAAGGCUGUGAUGAAAGUCUUGGCCCACAGCCCAAAACAUGUGUUGUGUCAGUGCCAGUACUUGGCAUUGGGCCCAGCUCUGGGGGGGGGGAGGGGCUCGAGGGGCCCAGGUCCUUAUGCUGUGCUUGGCAGGGACAUGCUAAUCUGUGCCACUAGCUAACUAGCAGUUCCCGGGCAGCUGGUGUAGAGAAAAUGCUGCCUGAAAAACCUGCUGCUAGAGGACUAAAAUGGGAUUUCUAUGGAAAUGAUUUAUUUUGCCAUCUAAUUUAUAUAUUUAUUUUUGGUGUUAAGCUGCAUUUUGUAUGGAGUUAAUAUUUUAAUUUAUACAUGUUAACAUGGCGCCAUGUGCUUUUGUGGGCUCUCAUUGUGAAUACUCAGAUGCUGCAAUUUAUAGAACAGAAAGACCAUAGAGAAAUGAACAAAUAUCACUGGCAGCCGCAGGGGUCUCCACCCAGGCUACAAAGCAGGGGCGCUGGAUCUAAAGCCCAGCACCUGCAGGGAAAGGAGCUGAGGCCGAAUGGCACAGCUGGCCCUUUAGCUACAGCCCUGGUUUUGAGUGUUAGAUUCUUCCUUGGGGACUUAUUAAAUUCCUGCAUUGUAUUUUCUUGGUUUUUUUUAAACUAGUUGGUCCAAAGUGUGUCUGCCAGGAGAAUAAAUGUUAUUCUCUGUAAACUGAUUGAGUCAGUAUGUAUGAAUGUCAGCUAUGACAGCCAAUCACAGGCAGGCAGUGCUACAGAUCCAACCUGUUUUUCCAUUGGCCUCUUUUCUGUCUUUGCGCUUUUCACUUUAGGUCAUUCAAGAAGUCAGUUCACCCAGUUUACCUGUGCUUGGCUGUCAGCCACUCCUGGUGCCUGGAGGCCUAGCACACUCAGCGCUGGGUUUUAAGAGGGAACAAAUCGUGCAUGCUCAGCUACUGAAGCCAUUUCCUCAGCAGAGUGUCUAGGCAGAACAAGUUAAUGCACUAACUUUAGAUAGACCCGCAUAUGAAUGUGUCUCAUUCUUAAACUUGAAGCAAUUCUGACUAAUAAGAGAGACAGUGGGGCUUUAGGGGCACCUGCAUUCACCAGGAAGGAAGAGCAACUGGGAGAGUAUGUUCCAGUUGAACAUAUCUGCCCACCCCAGGACACGCUCCUGGUCGCUGCAGCCGUGCCCUCCAGCAGCUUUGCCCCAGUGCUCACUCUCUUCCCUGCCCAGAGCCUCUUUCACACCUUUUUGAAGAGUUUUGUAGCAGUGUGUGCUGUCUCCAGCUUCUCUCGCCUUCCUCAAAAUUUAUGGGAAAAUACCUUUUUAAAAAACCCACCACCUUUAUAACAGGGCCAAGGUCCGCCUUCCCCAGCAAAUGGCUGCAGGCCUGAGGCUGUUAGCUUACGGGACACUGGCCAACCCAGAGGUACCAUGACACUACAGUAGAGAAACAUUUAAACUCCGCUUUUGCUUGUUUCUGCAUGUGGACGACAAUGUGUAAUAUUCCCGUAUGUAAUAGGUACAAAAUAUUAUUUUAAAAUUAUAAUAAAAAAAGUGAACGUUUUAACUGUAUUGAGCUGGCAAGUUGUGCUCCUAGCUUCUCUCUGUGCUGAAUGUUGUAAAAACAGAGCACCCAGGUUCUUUUCUUCUGCCUCAUGUUACUAUUUGACCUUAGUUCCUUGAUUUUAGUUCCUUUUCCCCACGUUCAUGUGCAACACUCUGUAACUAACUGCUGUAAAGGGAGGAGCUUGACACAAUAAUAAAGCCACAUUAGUCGCAAAAAA